Messenger RNA from Hydractinia symbiolongicarpus, 2385 nucleotides. RefSeq lists its product as uncharacterized. The transcript has a single exon. Gene Ontology annotation, molecular function: palmitoyltransferase activity. Bases 180 to 1169 code for a protein of 329 amino acids. NCBI's taxonomy places the organism in Eukaryota, Metazoa, Cnidaria, Hydrozoa, Anthoathecata, Hydractiniidae. The record is from RefSeq and is a predicted model, not a curated record.
GCCGCCAUGUUUGUUGUCGUUUCUUCGCGUAAGCGAACACGAAAAUAUCACGGCUGUCGAACAGAAAGUAACCUAUCGUGUUUACUUAUUCAUGCUAUCGCUACCGGUUUUUAAAACUUGAAACUAUGGAACUUUAAGAAUGCUGACAUAGCAAAACAUAUCAAACAUUGUAAACAAAUAUGGCAGUGAUAGCGGCAAUCGUAGCCACAUUUAUCAUUCUACAGUCGAUUUAUAUUGUAAAGAACUUAAAGAGAAUUUUCCCACCCAUUCGACAUAAGAAGUGGUACAAGCUUGCGCAGGUUUUAUGUCACUGCGGACCAGUAAUUUUGUUUAUAAUUGCAAGUAUAGUGAUAUAUUUUGUAAAGCUCAUAGAAAUAAAUUUUAAAAAAAGUAAAUCGAAAUGGAUUCCAAUUUUGCAUUCUGUAAUUGCAGUGUAUCUUUGGAUAAAUGUUACCUUUAACUACUUUGCUGCAAUGGUUACUAAGGCGGGAAAACCUCCCAGUCGUGAAGAGCUUAACCUCUUAAGAAAAAAUAUACCAGAGCACCUCGAUUACUGUUCCACUUGCGAAAGAGUGAGAACUUAUGGCACACAUCAUUGUCGAAACUGUAAUACUUGCAUUCGUAUGUUAUGUCAUCAUAGCUCUUUCAUAAACAACUGUGUUGGUUUAUCCAAUUUUGCAUAUUACUUUACUUUUCUUUGCUAUUCGUUUGUUGGAUUGUUAUUUGCUUUUUAUGUGACUUACUCAUCAUUUGAUGCUUGUUAUAUCCACGAUCACACACUCUCAGAUGUGUCAUUAAAGUAUCCUGCUUUAAAUUUAAGUGUAUGUGAAGACAUUGGUGAGCUACCUCUUUUUGUUAUGGUUAUUGUGGCAGCUUUGGUGAUAAUCAGUAGCUUGCUUUUAAUCCAUUGUAUUCUCUUGGCAGCUGAUUUAUCAUACAUUUCAUUUGUUAAACAUAUUCAAGAAGCAGUGUCGAUCAGAAAUUUUGUGUGGGCAUUAAUAAAGAAGUGCUUUAAAAAACAAAGAAGAAUCAAGUUUUCAUUUUUACUCAAAAAUCGGAGACAGUCAUGGAAGUAUUUUUUAUUUCCAUCGUUUAACAUAUUGCCAGAUGAAUUAACACUAGAUGAUUUGAUUGAAGAUGAUAGCCAAUGUUAUGUUCAAAUGAUUUAAUAAUCCCUGCAUGAAUUUUUUGAUUUAUUGAGAUACCAUUUAAUGAUGACCAUUUAAUGACCAUUUAAUUAGAACAAAUUUCCAAAUCGUUGAUUCGCAAAUUUAUUUUACAAGGUCUGGUUUUAAAAGAUUUAUCUUCAAUCGCCAAAUUUAUUUGAAAUUCUGAAAAUAAUUGCUUUUAAAGAAAUAUUAAUGAUGCUUAAAACUUAAAAAAGAGUCUCUGGAAUGAAUUGUUCCUCUUUUUAUCAUUAACAUAGAUCUGAAAGAAGACAAAAUGAGUUGUUGCAUGCUUAUUUAUAACCGUAGUGUAAAAACCUUUUUUCUCAGGAUGGAAUUUGAAAACAUAUAAUCACAAAGUCGCAAAAAUUUCAGAUAUCGCAAGAGAUAUUUUCAUGUUCUGUUUUUUCAAUUUGUGGAUUCCCAACAGUUUAUCCCAAAAUAUUCUCUGGUUUUUUAAAUUGGCGAAAAAUUCCUUUGUGAUAAUUUCUCAAAUUAAAUUAUUUUAACAGUAGAUUUAGCAUUAUUUUAAAAUUUAUAUUUAUAUCUUUGAUUAAAUUUCGAAAAGAUUAAUUUUCGCGAAUUUUGCUAAUUUAUGCAUAUUCGCAAAAAUAUUAUGUGUGCAGGAAAGUCAAUUCGCAAAAAUAAAUCUGCACGAAAUUACUUAACGUUAAUUUUUGUGUAGUUAUUAAAAAUAAUAACCAGCCUCCAUGAUAGGAGCAAAUUUAAUUAAAAACUACCUCAUCUGAACAAAUAGGCCUAAAAAUAAGUUAAAAUUGCGAAAUUUAACGGGGUACGUAAAGAUAGUUCAUCACAAACAACACUUAAAACGUUACAUUCGCGAAAAAAUUCUUUACGAAAUGUCUCGAUAUAACUGAUCUACGAAAAGUAAGUAAUCUUUGCAAAAUGCAUAUUUUUGUACCUCGCGAAAAAUGAACGACUUAAUUUAAUUCUUCAGGUUCAAGACAAAAUGUCAUUAAAUAACUAUACUUUUAUUAUUUUACAAACAGUGACUGCAAAAUUCAACACUCGUGGCAAUUUAGGCUUUUAGUUUUGUAUCUUUUGUGGGAUAAAGGUUAUUUUGUAUCACUGAACUGGCAAAUGCUUAGCAGGACAGAUGUUAUUUUUUAUACUUAGUUAAUCUAUUAAUCGGUCUUAAUCCGUCAUAGUAUUUUAUUUUUGUAUAUAUGUAGUUUUAGAUGCAAUUACAGAAAAUUGA